Molecule: messenger RNA, 1089 nt
Organism: Auanema sp. JU1783
Lineage: Eukaryota; Metazoa; Nematoda; Chromadorea; Rhabditida; Rhabditidae
Source: the annotation of a GenBank genome assembly
AUGGCUGAAGAUGAAUUCAUUCAUACGAUUGCUGAAGAGCUCGAUAUUGAUGUGCUCGAGUCCGAAAAACCUGAAGUCAGUGCCAAUGGUGUGACAAAUGUUUUGAUUAAGACUAUUUACCCAUUGAACGGCCAGUAUCGAGCAUAUGUUGUGAAAGAUCCGUCCUUGGAAAGUUCCAGCCUCGAAGAGAGUGCAACUUUGGCUUCGUUUUAUAACUCGCAGUUUGUCAGUCGAAUUUUGACUUUGAAUAAGGUCUCAGGACCGUUUGGGAAGCAUGAAGUAUGUCUGAGGCUUAUUGAUGACAAAGUGCAGACAAUGCAUUCCGUUUUCGUCACAAAGGUUGAUCCUGGCCACCGUAAGAAGGUUCUGUCUCUUGAUGAUCUAUGUGAAGUAGCCAAAGCUGUUGCGAAAUACCAUUUCAUAAAUGAGACCGUUGUGUCGACUGAAGUUUUCCGAGCCAUUACCGAGAAUCAUUCUCAUAUAACGGAAUAUGAUGAGAAUAAUUUGCAAAAAGUUAUUCGAAUUCUUGAGCGUUCAUUGCACACGCCUGAUCGGAACUACUUCUCUUCACCAUCUCAGGUUAUGUCUAAGGUGAAUUACUUGGUUGAGAAAGUAAAGAGAAGGGGGAAGCCACCUGUUAAGGACGAUGUUCCGUUGGUCCUUUGCCAUGGUAAACUUAAUGCUUCAAGUCUGUUGUUCGAAGACAGCGAGCUGAAAGAAAUCACAAAUUGGGAGAAUACUCAUUUUGCUGAUCACGCUAAAGACCUGGCUCAUCUAAUCAUUUCAACCGCAGAUCCUGAAGUUCGGAGAAGUAGCUAUUUGAGUGUUUUCCGCUCCUACUAUUAUACUUUGGUUGAUGUUCGUCCACCCCAUUUUGAGAUCGAACUACUACGCGACCAGUAUUUGCAAUAUCAGAAGAAUAUUGUUUUGUCAGAAAUUGAUCCACUCCUAUAUGAACUAUCGAUUGAUAAUGCUGAAGAUGUUCGGAAACGUCUUGUAAGACGAUGGGAAUCAGCUUUAGACGACGCUUAUACCUAUGAAUCAGAGGAAUAUAUAAGUGACAAUGAGGAUUGUCUGUUUUCCAAAUAG